GCCAGAUGAAACCGUGAAUCCGUAAAGUUGACUUCGAACCUGCUCUCGAACGUCAGCGAAGCAUUGCUGUCGUCCAAGGCACGACAGAGCUCAGCCCAUCUGUUUCUCCUGUUCUUCCUCUUCCUUCAUCUUCUUCUUCCUCCCUGCUCCUCCUGUCACUUCUGCUACGUUAACUCGACGAGUUCCACAAAGUCAGACUUCCACCGACCGAGGAAUGAUCACCACGAGAACCACUCGCCGACUUGUGGGAGAGCUCUUGAGGACUGGCAAUUUGCGCUGCUUGUCUUGGACUCCUCAGGGGGAAGUCAAACGAGAGAUCGCUCGACCGUCUCACACAUUCGUUCACGAUGACCUCGAUAUUGAGAUCCAGCCACCCCAUCUCAGACAGAAGAAACCAGAGAGCGCAGCUCUACAAUUCGGUAAGCACUUCGCUGAUCACAUGUUCGAAAGCUACUGGACGCGAGAUUCGGGCUGGAGCCAGCCGAAGAUUUGCCCCGUACAUGCACUCCAGAUGCACCCGGCCGCCAAGGUACUUCAUUACGCCCAAGAAUUGUUCGAAGGCAUGAAAGCCUUUCGAGGACAAGAUGGACGGGUCCGACUUUUCCGACCGGAACUGAACAUGGAAAGACUCCUUAACUCUGCUGAACGCCUUGGCCUUCCCACCUUCGAUCCACAAGAGUUCCUCAAGUGCCUCAUGCGGCUCGUGGAGAUCGAUCGCGACUGGGUUCCCAGUACGCCCAUGAGCUCACUGUACAUACGUCCGACGUUCUUCGGCGUCGAACCGACGCUCGGCGUUGCACGCUCGUCCGAAGCUUUCCUCUAUGUGAUCACGGGACCAGUCGGAGCUUAUUAUGCGACCGGCGUUAAACCCGUCAGUCUCCUCGCCGAUCCUCAGUACGUGAGAGCAUGGCCGGGUGGCACAGGGGACAAGAAGCUCGGAUGCAAUUAUGCACCCACGCUCGCAGUGCAGAAGGAAGCCGAUUCGCUCGGUCUCCAACAGGUUCUGUGGCUUUUUGGUCCCGAUCAGCAGAUCACCGAAGUCGGCGCGAUGAACAUCUUUGUUUUCCUCCGGAGCAAAGACGGUGAGCCAGAGCUCGUGACUCCGCCCCUGAGUGGAAUCAUUCUCCCGGGAAUCGUACGGAGAAGCGUUUUGGAUAUGACUCGAGACUGGAAUCUGUUCAAAGUCUCUGAACGACCCAUAUGCAUGAGCGAGUUGCGAGAAGCUCUCGACGAAGGUCGAGUCAUGGAAAUGUUCGGCUGUGGAACAGCAUGCAGCAUUUCGCCUAUCGGCCGAAUUUAUCACCGACAAAACGGUCACGCUGACGAUCUUUUGAUACCGACCAUGCAAAGCGAAUGGCAGCUUCACGCGAGGAUCAUGGAAACCCUCACGAACAUUCAGUACGGUGUUGUGGAUCACCCGUGGUCACUCGAAAUCGACUGAGAACCGGGCCCGAAGUGAACGCACGGACCCCUGUACAAACUGUAAAUAAGACACCGGAGGAAAUCCUCAAUGUAACUUUGUCCCCUGUUCGUACUAUAGUGAGCUGAUCCCCAGAAAUCAUGUACCUAUUUUAUACUUUUUUUUUUACCAAAAAAACAACACUGUUGUCCGGCACUAGAUGAGUGGACCCCAGGACAACUGUGAAGCCAUACGAGUCAAUUAUACAUUUACGAUGACAUGUCUCCUUCGUCGAAGGGCUUUGAUUUUCGGAUGAGCCGUUGGCUCUCACCACCCCUCCCGAGUCGAUUCGACGGCCGGUCAAUUAUCUGUGUACUAAUUGAAAUUAUAUUUAUUUGACACCAGAUGAAAUUAAUAAAGAGUUGUGGAUGAUUCAA
Galendromus occidentalis (western predatory mite) is the source of this 1836-nucleotide messenger RNA. Its product is annotated as branched-chain-amino-acid aminotransferase, cytosolic. Gene Ontology annotation, molecular function: branched-chain-amino-acid:2-oxoglutarate transaminase activity. The coding region runs from base 215 to 1441 and encodes 408 amino acids. Gene Ontology annotation, cellular component: mitochondrion. Gene Ontology annotation, biological process: L-leucine biosynthetic process; L-valine biosynthetic process. Lineage: Eukaryota; Metazoa; Arthropoda; Arachnida; Mesostigmata; Phytoseiidae. The transcript is spliced from 7 exons. The record is from RefSeq and is a predicted model, not a curated record.